Molecule: messenger RNA, 531 nt
Organism: Symbiodinium pilosum
Lineage: Eukaryota; Dinophyceae; Suessiales; Symbiodiniaceae
Source: the annotation of a GenBank genome assembly
GACCGCAGUGACUACGUGCUGGAGUACCGAGCUUGUGCCCCUACCUGGGCGCACUACGACCCGGAGGUGGGCUCCGCCCUGCGGGACUUUCAGGGUAGUUGGCCGCGCCGGGAGGAAGGCGCCUGGAAGCGUGUGCCCAACGUAGUCCGCCUCCAGCCAGGAACCGGGAACGAGGGCUCGCGGCAAGAUGCAUGCCCCGAACCUUCGCAGGCAAUCGUUGCCGCGCUUUUACCUGCACUGGGCCAGCCGCAUUCGGGGCGCAUGCCGGACGUAGUGAGGUUCCGGCUUUGCGCUUUGGACCGCGCCCGUGCGCACCCCUGCCGCUGGGCCGGUGGCAUGUCAGAGCCGCUGGCGGUAGCCUUUGCCCCACCCCGACGACCGCCUCGGAUCCAGCGCAUCCUCUCGGACGAGCGCUGGAACUUGAGUUUGACCAUCGAGCUCUUCUCCUCCUCGCCGCCGAACCCCACGCGUCGCCUCGGCCACAUGGUUCCGAAAGUUGGGCAAGUCAGGCUCAGCAGGGGCGAGUCGUGA